AUGACGGACACGAUGGCCGAACAUAUCGGUCUCGCGGUCGAAAGCAUGGCGAUAGCCGGGAAGCCCGUGCAGGUGGACAUGGACAUCGGGCUGCUGAAGGUCGUGAGAGAAGGAGACAUCUACAAGAGUAAAAUUGAAAGAAACAAGACAGAAAGAGAGGGACCAGGCGUGACUAGGAAUUCGUCUACAGCCUCCAAAUCUGGGCUCGACACGGAUACCGAGGAGAGCGGAGAGGAUCCAGAAAACCAAGACGAGGUGUACAUCCUAACGUACGACUCCCCACGCCUCCAGCCGCGAGUCAAACAAGAGACAUACGUCGCCAAGUUCAAUCAGACCAUCUACCAUCGUCACGUCCGCGGCUAUUGGGCAAAUCGACUAGGCCAUUCCGCCGACGAGGAAGCAACCAUCGCCUUGGACCGCAUGUUCCGCUCCACGCAUGGCACACGCUUCAACUCGCCGCCCUCGCCCACGGGUCCCGACUCGACACCCCCCGACGAGCAGGAACAACGCCCUAAGAAGAUCAUUAUGCUUCACUCUCUCCGCAAGACAAAGGCCGUGCUAUCAUCCGUGUUCAAGCCCCAGCGUGCCCACAUGCAAACCGGUCGUGCUGGCCAAAAGCCCACCGCCUCGGCAUGGGAAGACCGCGCGUCGGAAGAAGGUUUUGACUAA
Molecule: messenger RNA, 669 nt
Organism: Aplosporella prunicola CBS 121167
Lineage: Eukaryota; Fungi; Ascomycota; Dothideomycetes; Botryosphaeriales; Aplosporellaceae
Exons: 2
Coding region: 1-669 (222 amino acids)
Source: RefSeq, a predicted model, not a curated record